Rotaria sp. Silwood1 is the source of this 750-nucleotide messenger RNA. Lineage: Eukaryota; Metazoa; Rotifera; Eurotatoria; Philodinida; Philodinidae. The record is from the annotation of a GenBank genome assembly.
AUGUUUGAAAAUUUUAACAAAAGACUAAAUUCUAGUAAUCAAACAAACACAACAUCUCAAUUAAGUAAAACUGUCGUUGUAUCACAUUUUCAUGAAAACUUAGAUUGGCUUGAUUUACUUGUUGAUGAUCAAAUUUCAUAUGUUGUUUACACACGAUCAGCUGAACCAUUAACCCAUUACCAUAGGAUUGCAAUAAAUAAAGGCAGAGAAGCUAUAGUAUAUCUUCGAUAUAUUGUUGAUCAUUAUUCAAAUUUACCCUCAUCAAUAGCUUUUGUCCAAGCACAUCGAACAUCUUGGCAUCAAAAAGAUCCAUCAGAUAUUGUUAUUGCUUUAAGAACAUUACAAUGGAAUAAAUAUACUUAUAUGCCAUUAACUAGUAUACGAACUUAUAAUUUAUAUAAACAAAAUUCAUUCGAUCUUCAAGAAAGAGUUAAUUAUGAAUUAUGGCAAGCUGUUUUACAAAAAGAACUUGGUCCUUCACCAGUAAAUGGAACAUAUACAUAUUGCUGUGCAACAUUUGCUGUCAAAAGAGAAGCUAUUCUUGCUCAUCCAACAAUAUUUUAUUCAAAUAUUAUUGAUUAUAUUUUGACUAGUCAACAUUCUGAUCAAUUGACAGGUAGAACACUUGAAUAUACUUGGCAUAUGAUUUUUGGUGAACCAACACAUAUUAAUUAUAGAACAUGUGAUAUAUUUGUAUGUGAUUCAAGAGGAAUUAUUUCGGUUUCAUUGGCUAAAAAUAAAACUCAAUAA